AUAACGUGUUUGGGUGUGGUUUAAUACCGUGGGAUCUUUACUAGAUCGGUGGAUUCGAAACGUUUGUCGUGCGCUGUAUUCUACGUCGUGAUCUCCAUCGUUCACGGAACGAUCUUUCACGAUGAAGAAGAGAAGCUUCUCCGGCAAUAUCGGAGUAGGUUGUUUCAUCGUUGCUUUCAUCUGCGUUUGCGUCGCAUUCGGUACACCAGCAUGGUUAGUGAGCGAUUAUCGUAUCACGGGCGCGAAACUCGACAAAUUGGGCCUCUGGACCCAUUGCUUUAGAUCCCUACCGAAUCCCCAGGAAAUGGACGCGCCUAGGCGUUUUUUCGUUGGCUGCAGGUGGGUCUAUGAUCCUUUCACUGCAGGAUACUCCGAUAUUCGUGGUUUUCUUCUGCCUCCAUUCAUGAUAGCAACACAAUUUUUCUUCACUGUGUGCUUUCUGCUGAGUCUAAUAUCAUUGGUAUUGGUAUCAAUAUUUACCCUAUGCUGUGAUCCAGAACAAAAGAAAUAUGUCCAACUUAUUCUCACCAUUGGAUAUUUAUUAUUGAUUGGUGGUAUAAGUGGUGCAUUGGCAGUGGUUAUAUUUGCCUGCUUUGGAAAUACGGAUGGUUGGAUGCCUGGACAUGCAAACAACUUUUUUGGUUGGUCCUUCAUAAUGGCAGCUGUGGGCAGUGUUUUAACCAUCAUAACAGGUGUACUUUUCCUUGUAGAGGCAACUGUGCAACGUAAAAAGAGAGAAUACUUGAAGGAGUCUCAAACAAGAUUUCAGCUUGAGUCUCGUACAUGAG
Dufourea novaeangliae is the source of this 788-nucleotide messenger RNA. RefSeq lists its product as uncharacterized. Gene Ontology annotation, cellular component: membrane; septate junction. Gene Ontology annotation, biological process: septate junction assembly; regulation of tube size, open tracheal system. The coding region runs from base 122 to 787 and encodes 221 amino acids. The transcript is spliced from 2 exons. The record is from RefSeq and is a predicted model, not a curated record. NCBI's taxonomy places the organism in Eukaryota, Metazoa, Arthropoda, Insecta, Hymenoptera, Halictidae.